Messenger RNA from Lonchura striata (white-rumped munia), 684 nucleotides. Lineage: Eukaryota; Metazoa; Chordata; Aves; Passeriformes; Estrildidae. The record is from RefSeq and is a predicted model, not a curated record.
AUGGCCCAUCGCCUGCUGCCCGCCUGUCGCCCGCCGCCCGUCGCCAUGAGGCGCGGGGGCCCCGCCGCCAUCGCCGCCUGCCUCGCCGGGGCACUCGCGGUGCUGGCGGGGCCGGGGCCGGGGCCGGGACCGGGGCCGGGACCGGGGCCGGGCAGUGCCACCGGCACCGGCCGGCGGCCCCCCCGCAGCUACGGGCAUCUGGAGGGCGACGUGCGCUGGCGGCGGCUCUUCUCCGCCACCCGCUUCUUCCUGCGCAUCGACGGCAGCGGCGGCGUGGAGGGGACGCGCUGGAGGGAGCGGCCGGGCAGCAUCGUGGAGAUCCGGUCGGUGCGUGUCGGCGUCGUGGCCAUCCGGGCGGUGCACACCGGCUUCUACCUGGCCAUGAACAAGCGGGGGAGGCUCUACGGGUCGAAGGAGUUCAGCUCCAACUGCAAGUUCACGGAGCGCAUCGAAGAGAACGGCUACAACACCUACGCGUCGCUGCGCUGGCGGCACCGCGGCCGCCCCAUGUUCCUCUCGCUCAAUAGCAAGGGCAGGCCACAGCGAGGGGGCAAGACACGCCGGCAGCACCUCUCCACACACUUCCUCCCCAUGCUCGUCAGCUGAACACCGUGGGCAGCUCCAGACGGUCCUGUAGGAAAAAAGAACCAAAGAAAAAAAUGUUGUUUUAUUUAUGUACAUAUC